AAGUCACAUAACCUCAACGCGCAAUUGUGGGAGGGGGCAAAACUUGGAGGGCAACAAUGGGAGACACGCUCAGUAUUAUGUGAGAUGAGACGCGUGGCGAUCGCGUUUUACCACAAACAUUAAAUCGAAAAAAUACCAAUAAUGAAAGAAGGCGGUUGUCUGGGCCAAUACGCGCAGCAGGCGCUGAAACUGGUGUUCGCAUUCGUGGACAUGGUGGUGCACUGGAUAUUCAGAAGAAUGUACGGGGGGGCGCACACCGAUUUGCCACCCAUCGAGGAUUUGAUUUUGCUGGAUUCCGCGACGACGCUCGCAUUCAAAAUACGCACGCAAAAGCUAACCAGUGAACAAGUUUUGGAGUCGUUUAUCGAACGGAUAAAAGUAGCUAAUCCGAUAUUAAACGCAGUCGUGGCCGACAGAUUCGAAGAAGCAAGAAAAGAAGCGAGGGCCGCUGAUAAACUAAUCAAAUCCGGGGAAAUACCGCCCGAAACGUUGGAGAAAGACAAGCCCUUCCUCGGCGUACCUUUCACCACCAAAGAUUGCAUACCCAUCAAAGGAUUGAUCCAUUCGUCGGGUCUGGUGCGUCGUAAGCACCGCAUCGCCGAAGAGGACGCGAAGGUGGUGGCGGCGCUGCGACUCGCCGGCGCCAUUCCUAUAGGUCUCACCAACAUUUCGGAGCUGUGCAUGUGGUGGGAGAGCUCGAACAAUGUGCACGGCCGCUGCAACAACCCGUACGACUGCACGAGGACGGUCGGCGGUUCAUCGGGCGGCGAGGGUUGCGCCCAAGCCGCCGCCCUGUCCGCCUUCGGCAUUGGUUCCGAUAUCGGCGGUUCGAUUCGUAUGCCCAGCUUUUUCAAUGGGGUUUUCGGCCAUAAGCCUUCGCCGUUCGCCGUACCGAAUCACGGACAGUAUCCACAACCAAUUACCACGGAGCAGGCCACGUUUUUGGGUUUGGGGCCGAUGUGUCGACGGGCGGAGGACUUGGUGCCUAUAUUUAAGGUCAUAGUCGACAAGGUUUAUUUGGAACAAUUGAGACUGGAUGAGAAAGUUGAUAUAAAAAAUAUAAAGUUUUAUCUCCAAGAGGGUGACACGAAGGCAUUUUUGGUGUCCCCGGUGGAUCAGGAGAUUAGGGAAUUGUUUGGCAAAAUUAGUUUGCAUUUAAAUAAGGCUCAUGGCAUUAAAGCAACCAAAGUGUCUUUGACAAAAUUCGGUGAGAGCGCUCCGCUGUGGUUUGCAAACAUGAAAGCGCCCACCGGACCAACAUUCCAGGACCAGCUGGCGAACCUGGAGGGGACCAUAAACCCUUACCUCGAAUUUUUAAAAUGGACCAUAGGCAAAUCGCAACACACAUUCAUCGCUCUAGCAACCGCCAUCGCCGACAAAGUUGGCUGCAAAUACGGCGACGCCAAACACCAAUCGCUGGUGCAAUUGAGGAACGAGCUGAAGCGGGAGCUGUUGGACUUGAUCGGUGAUGACGGGGUGUUUGUUUAUCCGACACAUCCGACUGCUGCGCCCCAUCACAACGAACCCCUGUUCAAGCCGUUUAAUUUCAGUUACACCGGUAUUAUAAACGUGUUGGGUAUGCCGGCGACCCACUGUCCGAUGGGGCUAAACAAGGAUGGCGUGCCGAUAGGGGUGCAAGUCGUGGCGAAGCCCAACAACGAUAGGUUAUGUCUGGCCGUUGCCAGGGAGUUAGAGAAGGCGUUUGGUGGAUGGGUACCGCCUCACACGGACGUGUAAUGUUUUUGUUUUGCUCAAAAUUCAAGAACAGUGCCAAGAACUGACUUUGCACUCGAUCGUGAUCUGUUUGAUUGUGAUUUAUGCAUUUUUUAUAUGUUUAGAUGUUUAAUACCAGUAGUUUAGUACUGGUGAAUAUUUUUGUAAUUAUGCAAAAUCGAAUUGUUGUAUUUUUUGUCGGCCGUUUGUGGUUAGUUUUGCACUUGGUUUCAUGAUUCUAACACUGUUAUCAAUGUAAUUAUUUAACUCAGGUCUCUAUAUAUUUACCAUGUUUAUACUUAUACAAUUCUAUAACAUUAUUUUUAUAUUGUCAUAUAUAUUUUAUAUAUACUAAAGACUGUGUAUAA
Molecule: messenger RNA, 2081 nt
Organism: Aethina tumida (small hive beetle)
Lineage: Eukaryota; Metazoa; Arthropoda; Insecta; Coleoptera; Nitidulidae
Product: fatty-acid amide hydrolase 2
Exons: 4
Coding region: 142-1737 (531 amino acids)
Source: RefSeq, a predicted model, not a curated record